AUGGUGGCUCCUCUUGCGGGAGAGACGGCGAUUUCGGCCAAACGUGCGGAGCUCUCUGGCAAGACUGGCUUCAAAGGCUUGAUCAGUAAUAAGAAAACAACAUGUAUCGGACUUUUCGCGUCACUGGGUGGUCUGGUGUAUGGAUACAACCAGGGAAUGUUCGCCCAGGUCCUUACAAUGCCUGCCUUUCAAGCCGCUACUCAAGAUUAUGCGAAAGAAACGGGUAUUAAACAGGGAAUGCUGACAUCCAUCCUCGAACUGGGUGCUUGGGUAGGAACAUUGGCAAACGGAUAUCUCGCCGAUCGGCUUGGUCGUCGUCUGACUGUCCUGGUCGCCGUGGUGGUUUUCUGCGUUGGUGUUAUUGUUCAAGCAUGCACGGAGAAUAAAGAUUUUGUCUUUGGAGGUCGAUUCGUGACUGGUCUGGGUGUCGGUAGUUUGAGUAUGGUUGUGCCGCUAUACAACGCCGAGUUGGCACCCCCGGAGAUCCGUGGCUCACUCGUCGCUGUGCAGCAACUGGCUAUCACGUUUGGAAUCAUGGUCAGCUUCUGGAUCGGCUAUGGCACAAAUUAUAUCGGCGGAACCGGGGAUACACAAUCAGAUGCUGCAUGGCUCAUCCCAGUCUGUAUUCAAAUUCUGCCCGCUAUUGUCUUGGCUGUCGGUAUGAUGAUGUUCAUGCCACAGUCCCCACGUCAUCUUAUGAAUACCGGCCGCGAGGAAGAGUGCCUGCAUACCCUGGCUCGUUUGCGUAACGCCUCUACAGACGACAUCCUUGUGCGCAUCGAGUUCCUUGAAAUCAAGAGCUUGUACCUCUUCGAACGUGAAACAGCUGCCGAGAAGUACCCUGACUGGCAGGAUGAUUCAUUUUCCAGUCGUUUCAAGAUCGGCCUGCAUGACUACAUGUCAUUGAUUACCGACAAGUCUCUCUUCAAGCGCACGGCAACGGCCUGCUUGGUCAUGGUAUUCCAACAAUGGAAUGGUAUCAACGCAAUCAACUACUAUGCACCAUUCAUCUUCAAAGAUAUGCACAUUGGCGGCAAUACAAUCUCCCUCCUUGCAACCGGUGUUGUUGGCAUUGUCGAGUUUGUCUUCACCAUCCCAGCGGUCCUGUGGGUUGACCAGAUUGGACGUAAGAAGAUCCUAAUUGCGGGUGCGAUUGGAAUGGCCUCAUGUCAUUUCAUCGUCGCCGGCAUCAUUGGCGCCUAUCAAGGCAGCUUUGAAGAACACAAAGCCGCCGGUUGGGUCGCGAUUGUCUUUGUGUGGAUUUUCGUCAUCAAUUUCGCCUAUUCGUGGGGACCCGUUGCAUGGAUUGUCACUGCCGAAGUAUUCCCACUGAGCAUGCGUGCCAAGGGUGUCAGUUUGGGAGGCAGCAGCAACUGGUUGAACAACUUCGCAGUCGGCACUGCGACUUCUCCUUUCCUCCAAACAAGCAACUUUGGUGCAUUCAUCUUCUUCGGUUGUAUCACGACCAUCGCGGUGUUUUAUGUCAUUUUCUUUGUCCCCGAAACCAAGGGUCGCACACUCGAGGAGAUGGACGAAUUGUUCGGAUCCGUUGGACUGGCUGCUGCGGAUAAUGGACGCAAGCACCGUAUUGAAAGAGAAAUUGGUCUUCUCGCUCUGGUUGGCGUGGAACCCGCCGAUGAGAAACACGGCACGAUGAGCAUUGAGAAUAGCACGGUCGCGGUGUCUAAGCACGAAGAGGAUGCUGUCCGGUCCUGA
Messenger RNA from Penicillium paradoxum, 1716 nucleotides. RefSeq lists its product as uncharacterized. The record is from RefSeq and is a predicted model, not a curated record. Gene Ontology annotation, biological process: carbohydrate transport; transmembrane transport. The transcript has 10 exons. Gene Ontology annotation, cellular component: membrane. Lineage: Eukaryota; Fungi; Ascomycota; Eurotiomycetes; Eurotiales; Aspergillaceae. Gene Ontology annotation, molecular function: carbohydrate:proton symporter activity. The coding region runs from base 1 to 1716 and encodes 571 amino acids.